GAAUUCUUCUCGUAAACAAAUACUAUUAUCAGAUUCUAUCUUGGAUCAAUUCUCUUUAUCAAGUGCACCCAAAUUACAUAGUUUUUUAGAAUUAUUUAAACGGGUUGAUUUGGAAAGAAAAAAGAAAGAGUUAGAAGCAAAUAAAACACCUGAUCGAUAUGGAGUUACAUAUGCUGUUGGCAGAAGAAAAGAGGCUGCCGCACAAGUAUGGUUAGUCGAAGGCGAUGGCAAAGUGUUUGUUAAUAGUACUCCAGUAGCGGAUUAUUUCUCUUUACUAAAAGAACGUGAAACAGUCUUAUAUCCAUUGUAUUUGACUGAUUCGCUUCAUAAAUAUAAUGUAUGGGUCAAAGUCAAAGGUGGUGGUACAUCUGGUCAAGCCGGAGCUAUUGCUCAUGGGAUCACCAAAAAUUUGAUAAUACACGAUCCAUCCCUGAAGCCAGAUUUACGAAAAG
Messenger RNA from Racocetra persica, 452 nucleotides. The record is from the annotation of a GenBank genome assembly. Lineage: Eukaryota; Fungi; Glomeromycota; Glomeromycetes; Diversisporales; Gigasporaceae.